AUGAGUAAUGCCCCAACACUGCAGGCCGUCCUGGUCGUCCUUUUGAUGCUUGGGUUGGGUGUAGUCGUCAUCAUAUACACCAUAACAAAAACGAGAUGGCGCCUUGGGGCUUCACGGGAGCAGCAACGUUUGCGCUUAGGGUCAACAGCCAACAACCUCUCGGGUGAACUCCUGCGAAACCGUUUAAUACGACAAGCCACUGAGGUGCUGGUAACCAACAAACAUGCGGUUGAAGGCAUUCCACUGGCCUCCACGGUAGGUGUGACGGAAGUAUUGGCGGAUAGGGAAAUGCGUGCCAGACGUGGAAGAUCUCACUCCAUCACUACAGCAGGGGGACAAGGCACCACAACCACAAAUGGAGCAGAGACUUCUCGAUCCAAUAGACAGGUUCCAGAAGCCUCUGCCGGCCCCACUUUUAUAGAACUUCUCACGGGAUUGCACCACCAUCUGCAGCGCUUAAAUCGGUCACAACCAGCAUCAACUGAUUCUCACUGCGCUCUGGUGGAAGAAUUGAUAGAACGGAUCAUGCAAUCAGAAGAGGACGCGGAGCGAAAGGCGGAUAUAAUGAAUGACGCAGACGAAGUGUACGGCAUGGGGUUCGAAUACUCGCUGAACCCGGCAAAUAGUCGCAUCAAGUACGUCGAAAAAACCUGGGAAGAAGAACCCCUCAUUUUCUCUCCACGGUAA
Messenger RNA from Trypanosoma brucei brucei TREU927, 687 nucleotides. RefSeq lists its product as hypothetical. The record is from RefSeq and is a predicted model, not a curated record. NCBI's taxonomy places the organism in Eukaryota, Euglenozoa, Kinetoplastea, Trypanosomatida, Trypanosomatidae. The transcript has a single exon. Bases 1 to 687 code for a protein of 228 amino acids.